AUUUCGGUUCAAUAUAAACUUAAAAAAUAAUGAUCAUUUUACGUGAGAUGGGCUUUGAUGGGCUCAAUCAGAAUAAAGUUACCGGGCUUUUACAAACCUGAAAACUAGAGUGUGUGAGAGCCGAGAAAGAAGAAGCAUCCACAUUUUGAAUUUGCUCCGUCGCCGUCUAUAAAGCUUCUUCUCCGAGUCGCCGUCUAGGCUUUAGAUCGCAGUUAUGACCGCACCAGUUCUUGUUCUCAAGGAUUCAUUGAAGCGUGAAUCUGGAACAAAGGUUCACCAUGCUAAUAUUCAGGCUUCCAAGUCUGUGUCUGAUAUCCUACGCACCACAUUGGGUCCUAGCUCUAUGUUAAAGAUGAUUCUUGAUGCUGGUGGAGGGAUUGUUGUUACUAAUGAUGGAAAUGCUAUUUUGCGUGAAAUUGAUGUUGCUCACCCUGCAGCUAAGUCGAUGAUUGAGUUGAGUCGCACACAGGACGAAGAAGUCGGUGAUGGGACUACAUCUGUUAUUGUUCUUGCUGGUGAACUGUUACAUGUUGCUGAAUCAUUUCUUGAGAAGAGUUACCAUUCCACAGUCAUUUGCCAAGGUGCAACAGUACUAGGAUUAGUCAAGAGCUGCAUAGCAACAAAAUUCACUAGCAAAUUUGGAGAUCUUAUUGCUGAUUUGGCUAUUGAUGCCACCACUACUAUUGGUGUUGAUCUUGGACAAGGAUUGAGGGAGGUGGAUAUUAAAAAGUACAUUAAGGUUGAGAAGGUUCCUGGUGGGCAGUUGGAGGACUCCAAGGUUCUCAAAGGAGUCAUGUUUAACAAAGACGUAGUUGCUCCAGGUAAAAUGAAGAGAAAGAUUGUCAACCCGCAGAUUAUUCUUCUUGACUGCCCCCUGGAGUACAAGAAAGGUGAAAACCAAACCAAUGCCGAGUUGGUUAGAGAAGAGGACUGGGAAGUGCUGUUGAAAUUGGAAGAGGAGUACAUCGAGAACAUCUGCCUGCAAAUACUAAAGUUCAAGCCCGAUUUAGUAAUUACAGAGAAGGGGCUUAGUGACUUGGCCUGUCACUAUUUCAGUAAAGCUGGGGUUAGUGCAAUCAGAAGGUUGAGAAAAACGGACAACAACAGAAUUGCAAAGGCUUGUGGAGCUGUGAUUGUCAAUAGGCCUGAUGAACUUCAAGAGUCUGAUAUUGGUACCAAUGUUGGCUUGUUUGAGGUCAAGAAAAUAGGAGAUGAUUUCUUUGCCUUUAUUGUUGAUUGCAAAGAACCCAAAGCAUGUACCGUACUCUUAAGAGGACCAAGUAAAGAUCUCCUCAACGAAGUGGAAAGAAAUCUUCAGGAUGCAAUGUCUGUUUCAAGAAACAUCAUCAAGAACCCAAAGCUUGUUCCUGGCGGUGGAGCCACAGAACUAACUGUUUCUGCCACUUUAAAACAGAAAAGUGCAACAAUUGAAGGAAUCGAAAAGUGGCCUUAUGAAGCAGCUGCUAUAGCUUUUGAGGUCAUUCCACGUACUCUAGCUCAGAACUGUGGAGUUAACGUGAUCAGAACUAUGACAACAUUGCAAGGAAAACAUGCAAAUGGUGAGAAUGCUUGGACUGGAAUCGACGGGGUUACUGGUGCAAUAGCUGACAUGAAAGAGAAAAAGAUAUGGGAUGCGUACAAUGUGAAGUCGCAAACGUUUAAGACAGCGAUUGAAGCUGCGUGUAUGCUUCUCAGGAUUGAUGAUAUAGUGAGUGGUAUCAAGAAGAAGCAAGCUCCUGGAGCUGGACCGACAAAGCCUACCAUUGAGACAGAAGGAGAUGCAGAGAACGAGCAAAUACUUCCCGACUAGAAAUAUUGGUCUCACCAACAUAAUCUUCUCUCUUUUUUUUUUUUUUUUUUUGGUUUGUUGCUAUUUUAGUAUAGUAAUGUUUGUGAAACUUGAAGCUCCCUUCAUAUCUUAAGAUUUUGCAUUUUGACUUGGCGAGUAGAGUAGAUUAGAGAUCUUGAGUGAUAAAUCUUUUGUUUAUCUUUUUUAAGUAGCAUUAUAAGACGCUGGUAGGAACAGAGGGUUGUGGUUCAAAUAGCUUUGGUUUAUAUGAUUCACGGUUAUUUAAGCCUAAACCGGAUUGCUUGUUUGGUUUUGUUCCCCCUGCGUUUGAUACAGCAAAACAGAUAAUUUUUUAACGGAAAACUAAAGUACCAAGAUACAAAGAGCCCUAAUGAUUUUUUCUAACGAAAUUAAAACUUUUUUACUAUUCUGAUGUAAAUUUUACAAUAUUUUAACAUCAGAGUUUGAAACCAUCAAAACUUUCAAAUAUCUUACAUUGAGUUUGGUAGGUAGACAUUGAGCAAAGAGAAAACAGUAAUAAUGAGAACAUGUAAAUAGUAGUAAUCAAGAAUGUGAUUUUCAAAAACUUUAUUUCCAUGGAAUUUCAUUGAUAAUACCUAACCUGAAUCAACAAGUUGGUCUUAUUGAACUAUUCGUUCCCACGAAACAAAAGAAGUACGAAAGAAUCAAAGAAUACC
Molecule: messenger RNA, 2487 nt
Organism: Arabidopsis lyrata subsp. lyrata
Lineage: Eukaryota; Viridiplantae; Streptophyta; Magnoliopsida; Brassicales; Brassicaceae
Product: T-complex protein 1 subunit gamma
Exons: 13
Coding region: 215-1810 (531 amino acids)
Biological process (GO): protein folding
Cellular component (GO): chaperonin-containing T-complex
Molecular function (GO): ATP binding; ATP hydrolysis activity; ATP-dependent protein folding chaperone
Source: RefSeq, a predicted model, not a curated record